This is a messenger RNA of Lolium rigidum, 1281 nucleotides long. RefSeq names its product 12-oxophytodienoate reductase 2-like. Gene Ontology annotation, molecular function: FMN binding; oxidoreductase activity. The record is from RefSeq and is a predicted model, not a curated record. Lineage: Eukaryota; Viridiplantae; Streptophyta; Magnoliopsida; Poales; Poaceae. Bases 122 to 1180 code for a protein of 352 amino acids. The transcript has a single exon.
AAGUAGAAUAUCUUUUCAACAAGUUGCGUAGCGUAGCGUGCUGCGGCGCCAUUUGCCGACCUUCCGAAGAUUGGCCAUAGCUUACAGCAGGAGCACUUGUCUCUCAGUCUGCUACGGUGACAUGAAGACCACAAUCCCUCUUCUGACGCCGUACAAGAUGGGCCUGUUUGACCUGUCGCACAGGGUCGUGCUGGCGCCGCUCACGCGGCAGCGCGCCUACGGCGGUGUCCCGCAGCCGCACGCCGCCGUCUACUACGCCCAGCGCGCAAGUCCCGGCGGGUUCCUCAUCUCGGAGGGAACCCGGAUCGCCGCUGGCUCGCCUGCUGCGGCGGCGCGGGAGGAGCAGGAACCGUCUUCUUCCUUCAACGACGUGCCCGGCAUCUGGGCGCAGGAGCACGUGGAGGCGUGGAGGCCCGUGGUGGACGCCGUGCAUGCCAAGGGCGCCGUCUUCUUCUGCCAGCUCUGGCACGUAGCGUGCGACGUCGUCCGGCAAAGGCCGCAGCAGGUGAGCCCGCAGAUGAGCUUCGACGGCCGCCGCGAGGAGCUUUCGUCGCCGAGAAGGGUUGCCGCGGAGGACGCGCCAGGCGUCGUGGAUGGGUUCCGACGAGCCGCCCGGAACGCCAUCGACGCUGGCUUCGACGGUGUCGAGAUCCUCGGCGCCAACGGCUACUUCGUAGACAACGAAGGCCAAGGAGUCAACAGCCUGGAGAGCCGGUGCCGGUUCGCGCUGGAGGUGGUGGAUGCCGUGGCGCGGGAGGUGGGCGGCCACCACGUGGGCGUGCGGCUGGACCAGUUUGACGCCACCGCCGACGAGCACGCGCUGGCGCUCCACGUGGUGAGCCGGCUCAGCGACCGCGGCGUGCUCUACUGCCACAUGAUCGAGCCGAGGGUGGACGGGCGCCGGCGCGUGUCCCGGCGGCUGCUGCCCUUCAGGGAGGCGUUCGGGGGCACGUUCAUCGCCAGCGGCGGGUACGGGCGGGAGGAGGGCGACGCGGCGGUCGGCGAGGGGUACGCCGACCUGGUGGCCUACGGGCGGCUGUUCCUGGCGAACCCGGACCUGCCGAGGCGGUUCGAGCUGGGCGCGCCGCUCAACGAGUGCGACGCGGCCACCUUCUAUGGCGCCGGCGCCGGUGCCGCCGAUCAUACCGUCGGGUACACUGAUUACCCGUUCUUGGACUGAUCGAGCUCAUUCUUGCGGUCACCAUUGGGGAUCGAGCUUGAAUGUUGUAUAUAUAUAUAUGCACAUGCAUCGACGAAAGUUCCUUAAUUUCCCCGCCGAAA